This is a messenger RNA of Fraxinus pennsylvanica, 519 nucleotides long. The record is from the annotation of a GenBank genome assembly. NCBI's taxonomy places the organism in Eukaryota, Viridiplantae, Streptophyta, Magnoliopsida, Lamiales, Oleaceae.
AUGUAUAGACGUUUGAUAAAUACCGACGUGAUGAGGGCCGCUGAUGCUGCGGCAAGCCUUCGGUCGUACUCCGGACCUUCCUCUAUCGCCAACCUCCCUCUUGUUUCAGCCUUUCUAGCCUGUGCUGUCGCUCAGUUUCUCAAGCCCUUCACUACCUGGUUAAAGGAUAAUAAAUGGGAUUCUAGAAGGAUGCUUAGCUCAGGUGGAAUGCCAUCAUCACAUUCUGCAACUGUUACUGCUCUUGCAACUGCAAUUGGUCUACAAGAGGGAGCUGGGGGGCCAGCAUUUGCCAUUGCAGUGGUCUUGGCCUGUGUUGUAAUGUAUGAUGCUACUGGCAUUAGACUUCAUGCUGGUCGACAAGCUGAAUUAUUGAACCAAAUUGUGUGUGAAUUGCCUCCGGAGCAUCCUGUUGCUAAUGUUAGACCUCUUCGUGAUUCACUUGGUCACACCCCCCUUCAGGUUGCUAGUGGUGCUUUGCUGGGAUGUCUGGUAGCAUUGCUCAUGGGAAGCUCUAUUUAA